AUGAUGAAACUGAUAGUGUCACUACUUUCCAUCUGCGCCUUGGCGGCAGCUCGUCCUGGAUUCUUGCACGGCCACCACCAUCAUUAUCCGGAGUUACCCUACUAUCCACACCACCACCAUGUGGAACCGCUGCACUACCAUCUGCCCGCUGCCGUUUCCCACCAGAGUUCGACGGUGGUGCACAGUGUGCCGCACCACAUUAUCAAGCCUGUACUUCUGCCCACGGUGGUGAAGACCGUGGUCCAUCCGCCCAUCAUCAAGGCCUACCAUCCUGCGCCCAUCAUCAAGGCCUACCACCCGUUCGAUCCCUUCCAUCUGCACCACCACCACGACUUCCACGAUUACCACCUCCACUAA
Drosophila rhopaloa is the source of this 357-nucleotide messenger RNA. RefSeq lists its product as uncharacterized. NCBI's taxonomy places the organism in Eukaryota, Metazoa, Arthropoda, Insecta, Diptera, Drosophilidae. The coding region runs from base 1 to 357 and encodes 118 amino acids. The transcript has 2 exons. The record is from RefSeq and is a predicted model, not a curated record.